This is a messenger RNA of Postia placenta MAD-698-R-SB12, 2853 nucleotides long. RefSeq lists its product as hypothetical. The record is from RefSeq and is a predicted model, not a curated record. The coding region runs from base 1 to 2853 and encodes 950 amino acids. The transcript has 8 exons. NCBI's taxonomy places the organism in Eukaryota, Fungi, Basidiomycota, Agaricomycetes, Polyporales, Adustoporiaceae.
AUGUAUUUUGCAUUUCGUCUUCUCCUGUAUGCGCUGCUUCGUCUCCUUCUGUCCCGAUGCAACCUCGCCGCCCAAAUCAAUCGUACCAUCGAUGAUUACCACGGAGACUCAGCGACGGGCGUUGUACCUGUUUACGGUAAUGAAUGGAACUACGGUCCGGCCUGCCCAGCUUGUGCGAUUCAGCUAGAUCCACACUACGUCUUCGACCAAUCGUGGCACGAGGCUACCGUACAUCCAGGCAACCCAGAACCGCACAACGUCACUCUCACAUUUACCGGAUAUAACAAGGGGACCACUACUUCCGUCAACAUCAUAUUUGUGCUGGACGACCAAGUGUAUGGGAUAUUUACAAGUCCAGGGACGAGCCCUGGUGUGUUGUACAAUGUCACGGUAUACAGCAAGACCGGACUACCGAACACCCAACAUACGCUUGUUAUUAUCCCUCAAUACGACGUGAGCGCGAGCUAUAUAGCAUUUGACUGGGCAAUGUACACGUACGAGGAUGACGAUACAACUUCUCCCCUUACAACGUCUCCCACUACAACUGAAAGUCAAAACCCGACCAGUUCGCCCUCGAGACCUACUAGUAUUGUGUCCACAGGCAUAAAUAGGAGCUCCAUGGUGACUUCUAUCUCUAGCGGCCGCGCAGAUUCUACUCCGAUCUCGGGUGAUAGCAGGAACGCAGCUUCAAAGCCUGCACACGGCCCUACCAUCACUCCUAGUGGCUCUUUUUCUUCCUUGCCGUCCACGGGGGCCAUCAUAGGUGCUACCGUUGGUGUUCUUCCAAUAAUCAUUGCUGUCGUGGUGUUCAACUUCUGCCGCCACCGCCGGCUUUGUCGUCGACCUCUCCGGCAAGCCCUGCCGAGAUGCGUACAGGAGCUCGCCCCAGCCAUGCUCUCUGCCCCGUCGUCCUCCAACGCAUCACUAACGAGGACUUCCAUAGCCGUAGAGCCCAGCGUGGAUCUCAAUGACACCGUCGCACAAUCACCUCGACAAAGCGGCACAAGCGGUGCAACCGUUCGCGACGACACGUGCACCGGUAUCACAAGGACUACGCUGAUGCAAGAAGAGCUGACUAGCCAUCAAAGGCCGGCUUCUCCGGAACGCACCGCAGCUGUGGCGAGAGCCGACGUGUUCUCAGAAGCCAUUGCGCCUCAGGAAGCGGCAGUGUUGAGGAGGCAGAUGGAGCUCAUACAUGUGGAAUUAGGGAGAAUCCGGCUAGAGGCAGCAGCAGCGAACGUAGAGCCACCCCCAGCAUACGAACCAAGCGAUUCCGCUGCACUGACGUGGUGCAUGAAAGGAUUGGGAAAGCUUGUGCCUUCCGCACAUGCUUUGCAACAAAUAUCUAUCGAUGCGAGAGGGGACCCAAAGAGGAAUUCCACAGCACUGCCAUAUUCUUGGUCCGGCGAGGAUGGAACAUUCUGGUCAAAGCAGCUGCCAAACCUCAACAAGCACGGGAUGGGUCUUGUCUCCCGCCUCAUCCCAGCCAUUGUCCUUCUCUUCCUGCCCCGAGCCCUUGCCUCCCAAACCAUCCGGACCAUCGACGACUACAACGGGGAUUCAGUGACGGGUGUUAAACCCAUCUUCGAUGGGUCAUGGAACUACGGCCCCACCUGCCCAGGAUGUAAGGUCCAGCCAGAUCCCCAAUACGUCUUUGACAAAUCGUGGCACGACGCCACGACUUGGCCAAACGAUACAAGCUCUCGUACGGUCACCCUCACCUUUACAGGCACUGCGAUCUGGGUGUUUUGCGUCGUUCCAGGGUAUAUGAAGUACGGGGUCACCACUUUCGCCAAUAUCAGCUUCGCAUUGGACGGCGAAGUAGACGGAAGGUUUACAAAUCCAGGGACGGGCUCUGAAAUGAUGUACAACGUGACGGUAUACAAUAAGACCAGACUCGCGAAUACUCAACAUACCCUAGUUGUGACACCCCAUCACGAGCCGAAUGCGAGCUAUAUAGCGUUUGACUACGCAAUGUACUUGUAUGAGGAUGACGAGACGUCCACUGAACUCAUCACCCCCACGAGCGAGAGCCCUACUAGCAGCGUAAACCCUUCGGUAAUCCGAAGCCACUCCAGUGGGCACCCUACCAGUCGCGUAGACUUCACGGCCACGUUAAGCAACGAGUCCAGCACCACGGUCACAAGGACUUCGUCGGGCGAAUACUACCCUUCAUCCGCUACUGCGGAUCCCGGCCACGUCUCUGCUGUUUCCCAAACAUCGUCGCCCGGUUCGAAGACGUAUACCGAAGCUAUCUUGGGCGGUGUUGCCGGUGGGAUUACCGUCGCCGUCGCAGUUGCCGUUCUAUACUUCUGCUACUGGUACCGUCGUCGUUCCCAGUCGGCAUGGCACAACCGCAUGAAGAAGUUCUACCCUCCAGGUUCGGCCGCUUGCAGUCCGUGCCAAGACUCUUGGCGUCAGGGACCAUUCACCAAUGGGAAGCCAAAUCCACUUCGCUUUGCUCCAUCGUUCUCGCGAACGCCGCAAGUGCGGACCUCUGCAAUCGUUGGAAUCGCUGCGGACGUUGACUACUCCCGCGGACAGCCUUCUCGACACAUAGAGCCCGUUCCUUCCGUCUACCAUGACGCGCGGACCGGCAGAACGGAGAAGGUCCUGAUGCAAGAAGAGCUCAGCCGCCUUGAGCAAGAGAUGGCGGAUCUGCUCCUCCAGCAGGCUUCAAGUCCCGCGUAUGAAAGCGUGAUGACAAUGCGUGCAGAGUCGUCUCUAGACGGUGCUGUAACCCAGGAAGCCGUGGGUGAUGGGGAUGCCACGUUGAAUGUCACUGCGGAAGGAAUUUGGGAGAAUGAAAGCAUACGUAGCAGCGGCAAAUACAAUGGCGCCACUAGCGUAUGA